This is a messenger RNA of Dermacentor andersoni, 949 nucleotides long. The record is from RefSeq and is a predicted model, not a curated record. NCBI's taxonomy places the organism in Eukaryota, Metazoa, Arthropoda, Arachnida, Ixodida, Ixodidae.
GCAUGUCAACAGUGAGGAAAAUGGCAGACCAACGCCAGUGACACAACCGACGGGAAAGACCCGACUGCCUGCGGCGGAUGCAUUUGCACCGCCACGAAAUGGGUCCAUUGUUGCUAAUCCUGGAAAACCGAAGCCGGGGAGCGCCGACAUCGAGAGCGAAGGGAAGGAAAUGCCAACGCCAGUGACACAACCUACCGGAAGGACACGCCCACCAGCUCCGGAAGUACACGCACCGGGGCAUUGGACGGCCCAAAUGGGACAAGUGACAAUGUUCCCUGAGGAUGCGAGAAUGGAAGGAGAAGCUGGAAAUAAUAUGAGAGCGGAUAACGACAUCGAAAGAAAUGGCAGACCAACGCCAGUGACACAACCGACCGGAAAGACGCGACUGCCUGCUGAGGAUGCGUUGAUACCGCCACGAAAUGGGUCGAUUGUUCGUAAACCCGGAAUACCGAAGCCGGGGAACGCCGACAUCGAGAGUGAAGGGAAGGAAAUGCCAACGCCAGUGACACAACCUACCGGAAGGACACGCCCACCAGCUCCGGAAGUACACGCACCGGGGCAUUGGACGGCCCAAAUGGGACAAGUGACAAUGUUCCCUGAGGAUGCGAGGAUGGAAGGAGAAGCUGGAAAUAAUAUGAGAGCGGAUAACGACAUCGAAAGAAAUGGCAGACCAACGCCAGUGACACAACCAACCGGAAAGACGCGACUGCCUGCUGAGGAUGCGUUGAUACCGCCACGAAAUGGGUCGAUUGUUCCUAAACCCGGAAGACCGAAGCCGGGGAACGCCGACAUCGAGAGCGAAGGGAAUCAAAUGCCAACGCCAGUGACACAACCUACCGGAAGGACACGCCCACCAGCUCCGGAAGUACACGCACCGAGAGAAGACACCGACAACAAAAACAUUGGAAUGUCGAUGCCACUGAAACUGAUCUACUGGGGUGGAGUGUGA